AUGGAAGCGCUUGAUGAAAAGAUGAAACUUAUCAUGAAGGAAAAUAGUAUACUCAAAGCCAAAAUUACUGAACUAGAAACGGAAGUGAAGUUUUUGAAAGAUGAAAAACGGAAAAACAAUCUAGUAUUUUUUGGGAUAGAAGAAAUAGGAAAAACUGAAUGUGAGCUUGUAGACUGCAUAAAGGAUCUCAUAGUGGACUCGGGAACACAGUUGGAUAGUAAUGAAAUCAGUAAAAUAUACAGAAUUGGAAAACAGGUCAACAACAAAAACCGCCCAGUCGUAGUCACUAUUACAAAACUUUGGAAAAAGCACUUGAUCUGGCGAAAUAAGUCCAAUCUUCCGCAAGGAACAUACAUCAAAGAAGACUAUACCAAAGAAGUGCUAGAAAAACGCAAGCAACUGCAGAUACAAGUAGAAGAAGAAAAGAAGAAAGGAAAUGUUGCGUUCAUAAAAUAUGAUAAAUUAGUAAUAAAGAAAACCAGAGACAACAACACAGAAAAACGAAAAAGAGAAGAAGCGUAUUGUAAUACUCAACAUAAAACUACCUCCGAAGAACGAAAAGUGGUCGAUUAUACAAGUCUACUCCCCAACAGAACAAGCAAGUGA
Bombyx mori (domestic silkworm) is the source of this 606-nucleotide messenger RNA. RefSeq lists its product as uncharacterized. The record is from RefSeq and is a predicted model, not a curated record. The transcript is spliced from 2 exons. NCBI's taxonomy places the organism in Eukaryota, Metazoa, Arthropoda, Insecta, Lepidoptera, Bombycidae. Bases 1 to 606 code for a protein of 201 amino acids.